AACGCGAAUUGAUUUAUCGUUUUUCACCACGUAUUUUAUCAUCCUAUUUGUUUUUCCGACAAUUUCUUUCUCGUCCUUCUCGACACCGGCAGCUCGUCUAUUAACCAAGAAUUGGCCCUUUGUCCAGCUCCAGUCAAUUCACUUGGAGUGAUCUACAACAGCUAGCAUGUCAAUCCCUCUUCCCAGCGCGAUGCCCCUUUUACCGCCCAUAUACCUGCCCGGACAAGAACCUCUUCCUGCCGGAACCAGCGACUGGGAACGUCAAGAGAUGCAAACCGCUUUGAAGUACCAGAGAUAUAUGGGCAUGGUCAUGGAAAGUUGUCCCUUGAAAGUUACCAUUGCUGGCGUUGGAGGCCUUGCGAUCGGUGGCUUUUUUUCUCUGAUGUCCGCUACUUUUGCAUACGAAGACCCCUUGUCACGAGCCUCUAAUAAACUCACAACAACAAGGGCUCAGACGAUGUUUGUUUUCAAAGAAAUGGGGAGGAACAUGUGGUCAAGCGGUAGAGGGUUUGCCAAAGUUGGUAUGGUGUACUCAGGCGUGGAAUGCUGCAUUGAAGGAUACAGAGCAAAAAACGACAUCUAUAACGGUGUCUCCGCAGGAUUCCUUACAGGUGCCAUCUUAGCGCGUAACGCAGGGCCAACUGCUAUGUUAGGCGGCGGUGUUGCCUUUGCUGCCUUUUCGGGUGCCAUUGAUUGGUGGUUACGCAGUGCGCCUGCCGACGAAAUUUAAAUCCAAUUUUUUUUUUUCUUUUGCCCAAAAAAUGUUGUAUCAUCACAGUAAAUAUGCAUCGGACUCCAUGG
Molecule: messenger RNA, 801 nt
Organism: Cryptococcus deneoformans JEC21
Lineage: Eukaryota; Fungi; Basidiomycota; Tremellomycetes; Tremellales; Cryptococcaceae
Product: import inner membrane translocase subunit tim22, putative
Exons: 4
Coding region: 167-730 (187 amino acids)
Biological process (GO): protein insertion into mitochondrial inner membrane
Cellular component (GO): TIM22 mitochondrial import inner membrane insertion complex
Molecular function (GO): transmembrane protein transporter activity
Source: RefSeq, a predicted model, not a curated record